Gongylonema pulchrum is the source of this 243-nucleotide messenger RNA. The record is from the annotation of a GenBank genome assembly. Lineage: Eukaryota; Metazoa; Nematoda; Chromadorea; Rhabditida; Gongylonematidae.
AUGCAAACCGACGUGACAGCAGCGGCGGCCAGAAAUGCAGCACGUGUGGUCGAAAUUCAUCGAGGAGCAGUGGACGAUGAGGUGCAGCGGUCUUUUGACGUCAGCGCACCGGAUCUUCCGAUGGAUCUGGAGAAUGUGGCAGUGUCCAAUGAGCCACUUAUAACACCCGCAAAUAUGGUUAAUGUUAUCCGCAAUGAGUUAAAUCACUUCUCUGAGAAUGAACUAACUUUCGACAACAUUUAG